Messenger RNA from Megalobrama amblycephala (Wuchang bream), 980 nucleotides. RefSeq lists its product as uncharacterized. Bases 300 to 980 code for a protein of 226 amino acids. The transcript has 2 exons. The record is from RefSeq and is a predicted model, not a curated record. NCBI's taxonomy places the organism in Eukaryota, Metazoa, Chordata, Actinopteri, Cypriniformes, Xenocyprididae.
UCUUCCCGAUAUUGUUCAGUGUUGUGCGUUCAUGCAAAAUUACCACAACACAACUUUCCAUAACUCCACACAAUUAUAUUGUAAAUGGAUAUUACUGACUGCCUGACAAGUGCUAUUAAAGAGAAGUUUGAAGAGGAUAUACUUCUCCUGUGCCUGAUUCUCUUAUCGGAAUCAUUGUCCAUAUUUGUCCGCUAUCAGAUCAAUGAUUUAAAAUAGAUGUUGGGAAGUGCUUCCCCACAUAAAUUGGUCCUUCGAGCCAGAGCUGGCAACAGCAAACAAUAUGGACACUGCAGCUAGUGAUGCAUCAGAGACUGUGGAUAGACCCAAAAGACAGAGUAAACUGCCUUCUCAUCUGGGUGACUAUGAGGUUGGCUACAUACCUCCAGUGGACCCUCCUCCAAUCGCUUCUUCUCGCUGUCACAGCCAACAUAAGAGCCAAUCGAGGAAAACGUCCCAUAGUAAAGCCAGCUCUCAUUCCAGAUCCAGUUGUCAUUCCAUUAUCUGUGCCAGCUACUUCUGCUCUCACAAGCAGUCAGGCAGCCAUAGUGGAGGAGAGAAUCAAACAGCGGCAGUAUGACGAGCUACUUCACCAAAUAGAGGAGGACACACUGGCAGAAAAGGAAUAUCAGAGACUGCAAACCCAAGCUAAAGAGGCUCAGCGGGCUCAGGAAGAGGCUCUUAUGGCAAAGGAGGCCUUAUCUAAUCAGUUAGAACGACGGCGCAAGUUGAAAAAAGCAGAAACUGAUCUAGAAGUGGCCAAGCUGGUGUGUUCUCUACUCAGCAAAGAUACAAGUUUGACUGAUCCAGAGACUCGAGCAUCACCUGACACAACCACCUCGGUUCCUUCAUGCCAGCUCAGCCCUCUCACCUGCAUGUCAGCAGUCUCCCUGCCCCUCAACUUCAGUGAUGCAAGCCACACAGACUGUUCCAGAGGCACAGAGCACAUUAAGAGGCUUGCACACAGUUCAGUCAACACCUAA